UAUGUUUCCAUUAAUUAUAUACGCGCCUUGGCUUGAAUUUAUUUUCUUAAUCCAAGAUGAAGGAGUACGAUGAGGUGGUAUUCGAGGAUCAGUUGAAACACUAUCGCGUUGUGGCAAAGCAAAUCGAUAAGACUCGGGAAUACUGUCAGAAAAAUUGGUCCUGGUUUCCAGAAGCCCAAAGGAAGUAUUACUCCCAAUAUGGUUUAUUAUAUGCCCAAAGCCGGGAAAAAUACGGAGAUAAAAUAUAUGGGCACUAUGCGAAAAGGAACCGCCUGCGUUCGGAGUUCCGUUCCGAAUCGAAGUCUGUGAUUGGUCAGGAAAACAGAGACACUGAAGUUUCCAUGGCUCACCUGGUGGGAUACAAGUAUCCUCAGACUACCAAUGGCGAAUACGGAAGUGUGCGUCCAUCCGAACUCUUUUUCUGUUACUAAAAUCUGUACGAGUUAGGGUUUUAUUGUUCAAUUCAAAUACAAAUUUAUAUUCUUUAUAACAGGAAGAAUUUAUAACUUUUUUGGAAUAUUGUAUAUGAUUUUGAAUA
This is a messenger RNA of Drosophila eugracilis, 538 nucleotides long. RefSeq lists its product as uncharacterized. Lineage: Eukaryota; Metazoa; Arthropoda; Insecta; Diptera; Drosophilidae. Bases 57 to 431 code for a protein of 124 amino acids. The record is from RefSeq and is a predicted model, not a curated record. The transcript has a single exon.